CUUGGUGGUAAUGAUCAAUUACAAGAAGGUGAAUGGAUGUGGACAGAUGGUACCAAAGCUAAUCUAACAUCAUUGUGGCAUGUAGACGAACCCAACGAUCAGGAGGGAAAUGAAGACUGCCUUGAACUUUAUGACUUCGGAAUGCUCAAUGAUGACGAUUGUGCUAAAUCUUUCUCUUUUAUUUGUAUGGAACUUCAUGAGACAACUGCGACACCUACAACUUCUCCAACAACAUAUUCGUCAUCGACGGCAACACUUAGCUUUACUACAGCGAGAAAUGAGUCAAAACUUAAGAAUGUUUCAAGCGACUCGUUAGCGACAAAUGCAGCUCCUGAAACUUAUCUAACAACAUAUCCGCCAACCAAGGCAACACAUAGCAUUACAACAGAGAGAAAUGAGUCAAAGCUUAACAACGAUGUCGAAAAUUCAUUGGGUGAGAAGCAUGACGUGCUUGAACUAGAGAUCAUUGUGUCUAAGACUUUUAACAUUUCUAUGGACACAUUCAGUAAAUUUGCUUAA
This is a messenger RNA of Physella acuta, 519 nucleotides long. RefSeq lists its product as uncharacterized. The record is from RefSeq and is a predicted model, not a curated record. NCBI's taxonomy places the organism in Eukaryota, Metazoa, Mollusca, Gastropoda, Physidae.